AUGCGUGUAUACAUUCUCGAAGCGGAGCUGGCAAAGUAUAGAAAUGAGUUCCAGAACCGCAAUGGCGGUGACACAGAACAACAGGAGCAGCAGGGGUUGAAGAUCGAGGAAUCAGAUCGGCCUUCGUCUAUCGAUUCACUCGAGCAACACCGUGAAGAUGAUAAGGAAGCCGUGGAUCUACUCUCUCGGGACAUCGAAGGCUUAACAGUAGAAGAUGACGGGCGCAUCUCUUUCCAUGGGCCAACGAGUCUAUUUCAGUUGCCGAGCGGUCUGGCAGAGGCUGCUAACCCGGCUUUGCCAGUCGAUAAUGAGUCCGAUGGUCGAAAAGAGCGUCUCAUUAACAAUGCAUGGAGAGAACGUGCCUUCGAGCAGUUGACUACCAUCCCAGUAUGA
Trichophyton verrucosum HKI 0517 is the source of this 393-nucleotide messenger RNA. RefSeq lists its product as uncharacterized. The transcript has 2 exons. Lineage: Eukaryota; Fungi; Ascomycota; Eurotiomycetes; Onygenales; Arthrodermataceae. Bases 1 to 393 code for a protein of 130 amino acids. The record is from RefSeq and is a predicted model, not a curated record.